AUGUCUAUAAUUACUUUUGAAAAACCUGUACCAAAUAUAUCUGAAUCUGAAUGGAAUUACAAAUUACUUGAAUUAAGAAGAUCUUGUGACAAAAGCAGACGUUGUGCAUUCAAAUUAGGAAAUGAAUCACAUAGAUUAAGAAAUGAGACAGGCCUAACCACUUAUUGGAGUACAUACCGUACCAAUUCUAAUAUUGUUGAUAGACAAACUGAAAUAACACGCUGGAAAAAUAAAAUUGAAUUACGGUCAACACGCUUACAAAAAGAAAUUGAAGAGAUGAAAAUUGAAAAAAAGGAAAAUGAAAAAACUUUAGAAUUUCAAAAUUUGAACUUUGCUGUUACUAAUCAUUGCUUAAGUUUAAGAGAUGAAAGAAAUUACGAAGAUUUAUGUUAUGAUAUUGCAUCUGUUGCACUAAAACACGAACAACUAACUUUGGAAAAGAUGAAAAUCUCAAUAGCUGAAAUAUGUCAAAAAGCUUGGGAACAGAUAAAUAAUUUAGAAGAAUUACAAAUGAAUAUCAUCAAAGACAUAGAAAAUAAAAAUAAUACAAUAAAAAUAGAUAGUGAGCUAUUGAAAAUGAAAAAAGACUCAACAAAUAUUUCUCUUAAACCAGAUUCGCUUAGAAUUCCAAAAGAUUUAUAUACGUACGAAAACUGGCUUCAACAGUGUAAUAAUUUAAUGCAAACAAUUGAAAAUGAAUUGUUACGUUCAGAAAAAAUGCGUGAAACUAUGUUUUUGUUACGACAUAGAAUAUUAAGUGACAUGAUUGCUCUCAAUGACAAAGUUGAUUUUGGUCUCCGAAAACGGAUUUACGAAACAGAAAGAGCCAAGUAUGAACUAGAAUGGCAAAAAGCGAACAUGUUAUUAGACAUGGAGACACUUGUAAAAGAAAUUAAUACACUCGAAAGCGCUUUGGAUGCAAAAUUAAAUUCAAAAAUGUUAGUCGAGACACGGUGUGAAGGAAGACUAUAUAGAGAUGGAAUUGAAUUGUGUCAUGAUAAACCUACUUUUGGAUUGCAUAAAGAAAAUUAUUUACUCGAUAAUUCCAUCAAAAUGUUGAACAACAAGCUAAUUCAAACAAAGGCUAUGCAUAAUGUUCUUAUAGGACACCUGAAAAUUAUAGAGGAGCAAUUGAGGAAUAAGAUUCAUACGUUAAAUGUCGACCAAAAAUGUCUACAGCACAGAGCACAAUUAAAAGACCCAAAUCGUAGUUUAUAG
Messenger RNA from Melanaphis sacchari, 1218 nucleotides. Its product is annotated as tektin-2-like. Lineage: Eukaryota; Metazoa; Arthropoda; Insecta; Hemiptera; Aphididae. Gene Ontology annotation, biological process: cilium assembly; cilium movement involved in cell motility. The coding region runs from base 1 to 1218 and encodes 405 amino acids. The record is from RefSeq and is a predicted model, not a curated record. The transcript is spliced from 6 exons. Gene Ontology annotation, cellular component: nucleus; microtubule cytoskeleton.